Messenger RNA from Rhinolophus ferrumequinum (greater horseshoe bat), 1423 nucleotides. Its product is annotated as cathepsin L1. The coding region runs from base 164 to 1165 and encodes 333 amino acids. The transcript has 8 exons. Gene Ontology annotation, molecular function: cysteine-type endopeptidase activity. Gene Ontology annotation, cellular component: lysosome. NCBI's taxonomy places the organism in Eukaryota, Metazoa, Chordata, Mammalia, Chiroptera, Rhinolophidae. The record is from RefSeq and is a predicted model, not a curated record. Gene Ontology annotation, biological process: immune response.
GCUCAGCUAAUCUCGGGGCGGGCAGGCCGUGGGGGCCGGGCCGACUGGUUGAAUACUAGGUCCUUAUAUCGUCGGUCUGGGGGCCAUACUCCGGCCUGAGACUCCUGGAACAGCACGUACUGACAGCCCUUGGGCAGCUGCUCCCUCAGCAGGUUUUUGAAACAUGAAUCCUUCAAUCACCCUGAAUCUCCUUUGCCUGGGAAUAGCCUCAGCUGCUCCAAAAGCUGAUCACAGUUUAGAUGGACAAUGGAACCAGUGGAUGGCAACACAUGGGAAACUAUAUAAUGAGAAUGAAGAAGGAUGGAGGAGAGCAGUGUGGGAGAAGAAUAUGAAAAUGAUUGAACUGCACAAUCAGGAAUACAGCCAAGGGAAACAAAGCUUCACCAUGGCAAUGAAUGCCUUUGGUGACAUGACCAGUGAAGAAUUCAGGCAGGUGAUGAAUGGCCUUCAAUACCAGAAGCACAGGAAGGGGAAAGUAUUCCGAGAACCUCCCUUGGCUGAGAUCCCCCCUUCUGUGGAUUGGAGAGAGAAGGGCUAUGUAACUCCUGUGAAGGAUCAGGGUCAGUGUGGUUCUUGUUGGGCUUUUAGUGCAACUGGUGCCCUUGAAGGACAGAUGUUCCGGAAAACUGGCAAACUUGUUUCGCUGAGUGAGCAGAACCUGGUGGACUGCUCUCGGUCUCAAGGCAAUGAGGGCUGCGAUGGUGGCCUAAUGGACAAUGCCUUCCAGUAUGUCAAGGAAAACAGAGGCCUGGACUCAGAGGAAUCCUACCCAUAUCAUGCAAAGGAUGAAUCCUGCAAAUACAAGCCUGAGUUUUCUGCUGCGAAUGACACUGGUUUCGUGGACAUCCAUAAGCGGGAGAAGGCCCUUAUGAAGGCAGUGGCAAGUGUGGGACCCAUCUCUGUUGGUAUAGAUGCAAGCUAUAGCUCCUUCCAGUUUUAUAAAAAAGGCAUUUAUUAUGAACCAAAAUGCAGCAGUGAAGACCUGGAUCAUGGAGUACUGGUGGUUGGCUACGGCUUUGAAGGAGCAGAACUGGAUAACAAUAAAUAUUGGAUUGUCAAGAACAGCUGGGGUACAGAAUGGGGCAUGGAUGGCUACAUAAAGAUGGCCAAAGACCGGAAAAACAACUGUGGAAUUGCCACCGCCGCCAGCUAUCCUGUUGUGUGAGAUGAUGUUGAUCAAGAGAGAUGUGAUUAAGAACAGAAUAUCCAGAGGAGGAAUUCGAUUUGAAAACUGACCACAUCUUAUUGUGUGGGAUAAAACACUUGAAUCAGUAAAGAUCAAAGUGAUGAUUUGAAUUAUGUGACAUUUUACACUGGUAAAAUGCUACCAAUUCUUUAAUUAUUGUGUGAUUGGCUUGCCUAAGAACUUUUUUAUUAUGUUUGAAAAGAAUGCAUAAAGUUUUACCUUUUAAAAAUAAAACUU